CCAAAACACUCUUUUAAGUGUUCUAUUAAACUUACCGUACUUAGUUUAGGUGGACUGAAGAACAAACAUGCUGGGAAAUUACUUAUGCAACCAGUUUCAUCAUGACUGACUGCUUUUUUUCCAAGAGGCAAAGGGUGUACAGUAGGAACUACAUAGGUAACUUCCAUAUGGGUCACACUGCUUUUGAAAUCUCAGCCAGCAUGUUUUCUCUUUAUGCAGAAUCAAUUUUUCUAACUUCAAGUAGUGUUCAGUCACUCGUAUUCUCAUGAUCUCUGCAGAACUGUUCUCUGGGUUGUUUCCGGUACAAUGUCAGUUUCAUUUCUGUGUGUCUUGCUAUUCCUAGCUAAAAAUUAUAAAAAUAGCAUAAAGAUAAAGAAAUUAUUUGUUUGUUCCUUUUCCUCAGUUCAUGAAAGUGUGCCUUGAAAUAUUUGAGUCAGUUUGUCUUACUGACCUUUGGACUCUUUACAUAGCAACAAGUGCUUUUGUUUAUUUGUUACGCUCUACCUUGUACUUCUUAUCACAGGCAUAGCUCUGCCCACGCAUAUCAUCUUAAUUUUAGUACAAGUCAGGGAAUGCUAACAGUACAGCAAAUCAUUUCUGAACAGCAGCGCUGCCUGAAAUGCUAAUACUGGUUUAUUUCAUCAGGACAAAAGACAAAGUCUUAAAUGCAAUAAACAUCUAAGCUUGUAUUCAGACACACAAAGGCACUCUGUUUCAGAGGUUCUCAGGAGGUACAAGAGGUCACUGCACAGUGUUCAUGAAUCAGACUGCCUUACGGAAAGCCCACUUAUGUACGGAUUUAGGAUAUUAGGUUGAGAGUCUUGGUUUAUAUGUCCAGAGGUCACUGAAAGUAGAGUGGUCUUUUAGGUGCUUCGGUCCUUCUUCGGUAAAAUAAAUUUCUAGCAGAAGAAGUUACUGUAAGGUUUGUAAAAGUCUCCUUGUAAUCGUAAUAUUCCAUCUGUUAUACAGCAUGCUAAUCUGUAGAACUCCUGUGAGAUGUGUUUUUUAGACGAGAAGUUUUAAGCAAGUUGAUUAGUCUGAAGUUUUGAGGGAUGCUAUUUUAUAAUUCUACUUCUCUCUCCCAUGCAAUACCUGAUUUGUCAUCAUGUAGGUACUUAUAUUAUCCAGCUCAUUCUGUGUCGGUUUUUCUCUACUAAAUUCUGUGAAAUUCUUUCAAGAUUCUUUUUAGACAUCCGUUUGUUUUACUUCCCAGAGGGCAGGUAAUGUAUGAGCCAGCUCACUGCUGUACUAAUGUCUCACAGGUAGGGAGGGAGGAAAAAACAGGGUAGGGAGAGUACGUCACCCUGGAGGAGGGGAGCAAAGAAAAAUGAGCUUUCUUAAACAAAUCAUGUGCAGAGGGACAGGCUGCCAGGGCUCAGGCAACUCUCGGCAGUGGCUCCGCUCUCUUCCCUGCUGGCCAUGAUGCAGGAAGAAGCUGGAAUCCUGAAGGAGGGCUUCCUUGUCAAACGGGGACAUGUUGUUCGUAACUGGAAAGUGAGAUGGUUUGUUCUGCUUCAGGAUAAGCUGCUGUAUUACAAAAUUGAAGGAGGCAAGAAGGAGCCUUCUCCAAAGGGCAGGAUCCUUUUGGAUGGCUGCACUAUUACUUGUCCAUGCCUGGAAUAUGAGAACAGACCGCUGCUCAUCAAACUAAAGACAAAAACCAAUACAGACUAUUUCCUUGAAUGUUGCUCCAGGGAGGAGCGUGACUCCUGGGCUUUGGACAUCACUGGAGCUAUUCAUGCUGGUCACCCAGUACAGGUACAAGAACUUCACAGAAUGAAGAACUCUUUCAAACUGCUAGAUAAUAUCAGCCUACAUGACAUAGUGGAGAGGAUGUAUGACAGCAAUACUGGAAUUAAGCUGACCCGCAACUUGGAUCAAGGCAACAGAUAUAAAGAGACCUUCACAGGUUCUGCCCUGGUAGACUGGCUCAUUUCCAACAACUUUGCUGUGUCACGAUUUGAGGCUGUCACCUUGGCAUCCAUGCUGAUGGAUGAGAACUUCAUCAGGCCUGUGGGAACCCGCAGCACUGAGGCCAUGCGCUUCAGCGACCCCUCUGAGAAAUUCCUUGACGACUCCACUGCACUGUACAUGUUUGCUGAGAGUGGUAAGAAAAAUACCAGUUCCAAGGAAGAGGUACAAUUUAACAUCUCUGAAUUAAGUGGCACAAUUGUGAAGCAAGGAUUCUUAGUGAAACAGGGGCACAAGAGGAAAAACUGGAAGGUGAGGAAAUUUGUUUUGAGAGCUGAUCCUGCUUUUUUGCACUACUAUGACCCCACUAAGGAAGAAAACAAACCAGUCGGUGGGUUCUCCCUCCGUGGCUGUCUUGUCUCAGCUCUAGAGGACAAUGGAGUCCCAGCAGGAGUUAAGGGCAAUGUGCAAGGUAAUCUCUUCAAAAUCAUCACCAAGAACGACAUUCAUUAUUAUAUCCAGGCCAGCUCCAAGGCAGAGCGAGUGCAGUGGAUUGAGGCAAUCAAACCACUGACAUGAGUAAUGUGGACUCCAUGCCAAAUGACAAGUCACAGCUGUGACCAAGUUUUCUGCUCUCAUUGUCUGGGAGUAUUGUUUUCCCCUUGGUAGUCUAUUUCUGUUAUUUGAAUUACCAUAACACUUAGCAAUUCCUGGCAGACCAGCAUCCUAGGUGUCUUAACGUCCAGAAUAAUUCUCCACCAAGAAUUUACCAUCCAAUAAAGAGACAAAAGACAAUAGGUGGAUACAGACAAAUGGGGCUUUACAAUGAAAUGAUGAGAUACAGUAUUCUGAGAUGGAAGAAAAGAAUCUUUUGUACAAGUAUUCAGUUUAUACCUGACAGAUCCACGUUGUGCUUUACCUUAAAGCAGAAAUGUCUUGCUUAUUUCCCCUUUAUAAAGGGGCUCAUAAACUAAUUUUUUAAGGCUGAAACAUCAAAGUCAUGGAAGGUGCUGGUGUCUGAGGUUGCCUUUCUUGGUAUACCACAUGAAUCUUGUGCUAAGCCACAAUCCAGCUGCCAGGAUAAUCAGUACUGCAAAACAAACAAGGGAUCUGCCUGUCCAUCCAUCUGCUUUACUAUUUGGCUCUCUGUUAGACUUGAAAAAACCCCAAAGAAUCUUCUUCUCCACUAUAUAGAUUACUCUUGUGCUGGUAACAAUACCAGAGCAGUACAGGAUCCUGAGUAUCAAAUCAGACCCAUGGCAGUUCCAGACAAUUACUGGUGCUGAAUAUAUUGAAAGAAAUCACUCAGUCAUAAAAGCAAGACCUUUCUUUCAAUUAUCACCAUAAGUCCAUUUAUCUUGGAGAACCAUUUGGGCUGAGAAUUAUAGUAGCAGAUAUGGUUAUUGCUUUUUCUAUCUUAGGUCAUUAAUUUUUCCAUUAUUUGUCUACUAAACUUGUCUUUAAUAUCAUUAAAUAUAUAUAUUAAAAAACAAACAAACAAAAAAACAAACCCCCAAAACAGUGAGUUUGAAUAACCUGUGCUCUUUAGAAAUAUGAUUUUUCUCAGAGGGCAGUUUGAGUAUAUGAAAAAUAAUGGUUUCAUUCACUGUAAUUUUAGAUUUAUACAUAAACUGAGACACCAGAGGGUAAAAUGGAAUGUAGGAAAUUAUUAAAACACUUGAUUUACUAUUUUUAUAAAAUUUCUUGUUUUAUCUGAGUACCUGUAUCUGACGGCCAAGCUCAUCAGAACCUUCAAAAGCCCUCUGAAGGCAAUAUGCUAUAUAUCUUCCCUGAAGUUACAGAGGAAUUUGAUAGCUCUCUGUUCAUAGACCCAUCUCUUUUCAGAAUUUAUGUUCUCCAAGUUGGGUACUAAAAAAUAGUCUUAUCACCAAA
Molecule: messenger RNA, 3804 nt
Organism: Myiozetetes cayanensis
Lineage: Eukaryota; Metazoa; Chordata; Aves; Passeriformes; Tyrannidae
Gene: PLEK2
Product: pleckstrin 2
Exons: 9
Coding region: 1420-2490 (356 amino acids)
Biological process (GO): intracellular signal transduction; actin cytoskeleton organization
Cellular component (GO): plasma membrane
Source: RefSeq, a predicted model, not a curated record